CCAGAAGUGCCUCAACGCCGACUGUGUGGCUGGGUUUGCAUCACUUCUGCACCAUGAACAUGUGGCUGUGGCUUCACAGCGAUGUGGUGUGUUAUCAGAACUGGGCGGCGGGUGACGGCAACAGACCGAAAAACUGCAGCCGCGAGUGGAGAGUCGGAGACAUGCAGACGGCGGGAGAUCAGCGCUGGAUCAGCCUUCCUUCAACAUGUGUGCUCAACUUCAUCUGCUUCAACUAUGAGGAUUGAACACCUACUUUAACCUAUAAAGCCUGAAAUAAGAGUCAGAAAAAAACUAAUGUUUUGAAACAGGACAGUUUAUUGACCUCAGGCACUCUGAUUGUUUUUGGCCCCUUAUGCACACUUAUGUGUGUUGUACCUUGUGACACAUUCCUCCCAGAACCAUCAUUAAGAGAAAUUCUCUAACAGAUAAAAAGCAAUAAAUAAAACACAUAAGUGUUUUGGGGUCUUUUAUUAUUAAUAUUUGUGUAUUUUCAUUGUUCAUUGUUGUGUUUUAUCCAAGAUUUUACAGCAUUAUAUUUUAACGUUUCAAUAGAAGUUAAUUUUCAAUACAUUUAACCUGAAGAAAUCCUAUAGUUCCUGUUUGACCUGUUUGAACACACCCAUGUGAUCAUAAACUCCACCCUCUCACAACACUCACCAGGAAGAGACUGACUUAUUUCUCCAUUCUCUCAAACGGACUUUCUUCUCUCUUGACAAAAUCAAUAAAGAAUCAGCAAUCAGCGGAGAACAAAGAGGAAAAACUUCAAGAAGGAUUUUUGUGAAGUUAGUUUCUGAACAGGAAGCAGAUCCUCAUGAUUCAUUUUUAAACCAUCGUUCAGAAAGUGAAAGUAAAGUUUAGACUGCUGGAGCUCAAACAGUGAAAAUGGCUUCAGCAGCUGAAGAUGAUUAUAUUUGUCCUGUAUGUCAUGAAAUCUUCAAGACUCCUGUUCUUCUAUCAUGUAGUCACAGUUUCUGUAAAGAGUGUCUUCAACAGUUCUGGAGAACCAAGAAAACUCAGGAGUGUCCUGUCUGCAGGAGAAGAUUCUCAAAAGAAGAGCCUCCAGUUAAUCUGGCGUUAAAAAACUUGUGUGAGUCGUUCCUGAAGGAGAGAAAUGAGAGGCGUUCAUCAGGAUCUGAGGAGAUCUGCAGUUUACACAGUGAGAAACUCAAACUCUUCUGUCUGGAGGACAAACAGCCUGUGUGUUUAGUGUGUAUGAAUUCACAGAAACAUGACAAUCAUAAAUUCAGACCCAUCAGUGAAGUUGUUCCAUCAUAUAAGGAGGAGCUCAAUACAGCACUGAAGUCCUUACAAGAGAAACUUAAAAACAAAGAAAAAAUGAAAGGAGAGUUUGAGGAAACAGUUCAACACAUCAAGUCUCAAGCUGACCACACAGAGCGUCAGAUUAAACAGCAGUUUGAGAAGCUUCAUCAGUUUCUCAGAGAUGAAGAAGAAGCUACAAUCACUGCUCUGAGGGAGGAAGAGGAGCAGAAGAAGCAGAUGAUGAAGGAGAAGCUGAAGGAGAUGAACAGACACAUCUCAGCUCUUUCACACACAAUCAAAGACAUGGAGGAGAUGAUGAAAGCCAGUGACGUCUGCUUUCUGAAGGAGUUUCCAGUCUCAAUGGAAAGAGUCCAGAGCUCACAGCCGGAUCCACAGAUGGCUUCUGGAGCUUUGAUUCAUGUGCCACGUUACUUGGGCAACCUGCCGUUCAGAGUCUGGAAGAAGAUGCGGGACAUCGUCCAAAACACUCCUGUGAUUCUGGAUCCAAACACUGCAAAUCGAUGUCUCUUCCUGUCUGAUGAUCUGACCAGUGUGAGAGACAGUGAGAACAAACAACCUCUUCCUGAUAAUCCAGAGAGAUUUGACCAUUAUCUCUGUGUUCUGGGUUCAGAGGGGUUUAACUCAGGAACACACUGCUGGGAUGUGGAGGUUAAGGAGAGUAAAUACUGGAUUCUUGGAGUAACUACAGCAUCAAACCAGAGGAAGGGAGAUGAUUUCUAUAGCACUGAUGUCUGGAGUGUGUGGUAUAAUUCUACAGGACUGUCUUUAGGUUCUGGUGUUCUUGUUAAACGUAAGCUUGAUCAUGUGAGAGUGAAUCUGGACUAUGACGGAGGAACGCUGUCAUUCUCUGAUCCUGUAACUAACACACAUCUACACACAUUCACAACCACCUUCACUGACACACUCUUUCCAUUCUUCAGGUGUCUUGGGUCUCUGAGGAUCUUAGCGGUCAAUAGUACCAGUGGAGUGAAUGAGGAUCAUGUGUUCAUCAUUUCUGGUGAAACAGUCCAUCUGCCCUGUAAUAAUGAUCUUCCUGACUGCAAAUCACCUACAUGGACCUACAGUAACACAUCUAGACGUUCAGCAACAGUUGAACUGAUUGAUCGAGGGAUAAAGAAUAAAGACACAGAGAGACAUGAGAGACUGAGUCUGGGGUCUGACUGCUCUCUGAACAUCAAGAACGUCACAAAAGAAGAUCAUGGAUUAUACACCUGCAGACAAUAUGUGAAUGGAGAACAACAAGGAACUGAUGCUAUUGAUUAUCUGCAUGUUCUUCAUGUUUCAGUGUCUCCAUCAUCAUCAUCAUCAUCAUCAUCCUCACAGACUGAGAUCAGUCCAGGUCGCUCUGUGACUCUCUCCUGUCAGAUGUAUUCAUUUGCUGGAUUCUCCUGUGAUCAGUGGAUCCGUUCUGUGGGACUUCAGCUGUUGUGGGUGAAUCAGGCUGGUGUUGAUCUGAAGACAGACUCCAGAUAUCAGAUAUUAUUCUCAUCAGAUCACUGUAACAUCACUCUGACUACAACACUCCUGAAUGAAGAUGACAACAGAGAGUGGAGAUGUCAGCUUACUCUCAGAAAUAAACCCAAGACCUCAGUCAGAUACACUGUCAAGUAUUCAGCAUCAGAAACUGAAGUCAGUGUGACUGCUGGAUCAUUAUUCAGAGUGAUUGUGAUUAUUGUUGAGAUGGCAGUGUUUGCUGCUCCUACUGUGAUUCUUCUUCAGAUCAUCUGUGCAAGAAGAGCUGGGAGGAAGGACUCAGAGGAAAUAGAGAUGCCUACAAUAUUACAAUAAAAUACUGCUGAGUUUGGAGACCAUCUGAAACAAGAUUUAAAACAGCAAAAACUCACAGAGGAUUGUUCAUUGUUUGAUUUUCUUCUUCUCAGAAAACAGAGAAAAACUCCCUGAAGAAAUAGUGACACCAUCAAGUUUAGAUUCAAAUAUCUUGUACAAAUAAAAGGCCAGAUUUAUGUUCAUUUAUAUGGUUUGAUGGAUAUUUUCCUACAGUGUUGAAUGUCAUUUUCUUGUGUUUCAUAUAUAAACUGCUUUAAAUAAAAUAUUAAAUACAGUAAUGGACAGACUCACGUUUAUUGCGAUCUCAGAUUCACGUUUAUUGCGAUCUCAGAAUUCAGGCCAGUUGAUAAUACCCAGAAUAUCAAAAUCAACUGAA
Megalobrama amblycephala (Wuchang bream) is the source of this 3445-nucleotide messenger RNA. Its product is annotated as E3 ubiquitin-protein ligase TRIM35-like. Bases 883 to 3069 code for a protein of 728 amino acids. The record is from RefSeq and is a predicted model, not a curated record. Gene Ontology annotation, biological process: protein ubiquitination. Gene Ontology annotation, molecular function: protein binding; ubiquitin-protein transferase activity; zinc ion binding. NCBI's taxonomy places the organism in Eukaryota, Metazoa, Chordata, Actinopteri, Cypriniformes, Xenocyprididae. The transcript has 11 exons.